Messenger RNA from Helobdella robusta, 1347 nucleotides. RefSeq lists its product as hypothetical. Gene Ontology annotation, molecular function: histidine ammonia-lyase activity. Lineage: Eukaryota; Metazoa; Annelida; Clitellata; Rhynchobdellida; Glossiphoniidae. The coding region runs from base 1 to 1347 and encodes 448 amino acids. Gene Ontology annotation, biological process: L-histidine catabolic process. The record is from RefSeq and is a predicted model, not a curated record. The transcript has 6 exons.
AUGUUUUUAGAAAAAUAUACAAAGCUGAGUAAAGUUGUAUAUGGUGUGAAUACAGGUUACGGAGGCAGUGCAGAUGUAAGAAACACAGACGCUAUUGAAAACCAAAAAUCUUUAAUAUUUCAUCUGAAUUGUGGGAUAUCAAACAGAGUUAUGAAUCCAGGAUUGGUACGGGCUAGCAUGCUCGUACGUGCAAACAGUUUGUCAAACGCUAAAUCUGGUGUGAGGCCUGAAGUUGUUCAGUUACUGUGUGACAUGAUUAACAACAACAUUGUACCCGUAGUUCCAUUAAGAGGGUCAAUAAGUGCGAGUGGUGAUCUUAUGCCACUCUCUUACAUAGCUGCUUGUAUGUCGGGGAUGAAAGCUGACAGUCCAGUUUAUUUUAACGGCUCAACGAGUGCCUCUGCGAAAACUGUAUUUGAUAGAUGUAAUUUAUCGUUCAUUACUUUUAUGGCCAAAGAAGCUCUCGCAGUUAUCAAUUCUUCAUCUUGUGCAGCCACAUUAGCAGCCGUCAAUUUAUUUGAUUUUGGUAGCUUGAUACUUUUGUCCGAACUUGUAAGUGCAAUGUCGGUUGAGGUUUUGCACGGCAGGAUGGAAUCAUUUCAUCCCAUUGUACACGAAAGUCUUCAACAUUUCGGCAUGAAAGAAUUUUCAGAGGCCAUAAACAAGCUCCUCCGGGGAUCACAAUUUGUUAGAUCGAAUAAAAUCUACGACAUAUCCAACACUAAUUGUGGCCUGGCUCAAGAUCGUUAUCCACUCAGAACUUCACCUCAAUGGUUCAGUCCGCUGAUUGAAACGCUCAGUGAAUCCAUCAGAAAAAUAAAUGUUGAAAUCAAUUCUACCAAUGAUAAUCCAAUUAUUGAUCAUAUUAACGAAAAGAUUAUACACUGCGGCAAUUUUCAAGGAAGUAACACUGCUGUAGCGAUGGACCAAACGCGUCAAUCUGUUCAAAUGUGCGCCAAAAUGAUUUUUGCCCAGCUUUCAGAAAUUUUGAAUUUUCACAUGACGGAUGGGCUUACACCGAAUUUAUCUGGUUGUGAUUAUACAAAUGAUUUUGGAUUCAAGGGUGUAGAUACAGCGUUAGCGUCGUAUGUUAGCGAAAUUCAAACUUUAAACAGUCCAGUGACGAAUCAAGUUUUGAGUGCAGAAAUGCACAAUCAAGCAAUAAAUUCCUUAGCUUUAAUCAGUUCAAGAAUGACCGCGGAAUCAAUUGAACUAUUAAAAAUGAUUCUUUCAUCUUCGAUUAUAUGCUUAUGUCAGGCACUUGAUCUAAGGUGGUUACAAAAAAAAGUCAACGAAAGUUUGAAAAUAUCUUUAUCUAAGAUGAGUUUUCCGGUAUCAAAAUCGUAA